This is a messenger RNA of Chondrus crispus (carragheen), 708 nucleotides long. RefSeq lists its product as hypothetical. Gene Ontology annotation, biological process: dephosphorylation. The record is from RefSeq and is a predicted model, not a curated record. The coding region runs from base 1 to 708 and encodes 235 amino acids. Gene Ontology annotation, molecular function: phosphatase activity. The transcript has 3 exons. NCBI's taxonomy places the organism in Eukaryota, Rhodophyta, Florideophyceae, Gigartinales, Gigartinaceae.
AUGUGCAACAAGCUUUUUGAUUUGCAGCAAGCGGCGCACGCGACGUUCACGUUUCCUAACGCCUUGGACGAACCGGCCGAAAGGUGGCUCAAGCCGAAGACGGGCGACUGGUUGGAGGGGAGUAGACGCGCGCUGGCCUUGAGGGAUAUUGCCAUUGCUAUGAGGGAGAACGGCUGCGAAGUGCAGCCAUGGGAGCAUGUAGCGGAGAACCCGGCUAUGAAUCUGAUCGGAAAGCUUCAUGGACCUGACUCGUGGGGUCUCGGGCUUGGACGGUUUGCGCAAGAACUACUCGACGAAGUGGAGCACCACGCCGACACUUCGUGGUGCUUGAAGAUCUACUCUGCACACGACACGACGCUCUUCCCCGUGCUCGCGCUCUUCGAAAACAAGGCGCAUCGCGGCGUCCCCGCGUUUGCGGCAGACCUCGUCAUGGAAACCUGGGUGCCGCUAGAAGCGAGCCGCGAAACCGAGCCGCGUGUAAGGCUCGUGUACGAGGGAAAACCAGUCGCCGUGAGCGGGUGCGAGCAGUACGGAGACCUUUGCCCGCUCAGCAAGGUUCGCGAGGCUGUUGCGAGGCACAUUCCCCACGACCGAGAGGGAGCUUGCGGCGGGACCAUGGACCAGCGGAGACGGGAGAUAGGGGAGGGGCAGAGGGCCGGGGAGGGCACCACAUUGGUUGUGACGUUCCGCGGCUCCUUUGGCCGCUGA